Molecule: messenger RNA, 421 nt
Organism: Trichoderma reesei QM6a
Lineage: Eukaryota; Fungi; Ascomycota; Sordariomycetes; Hypocreales; Hypocreaceae
Exons: 3
Coding region: 20-283 (87 amino acids)
Source: RefSeq, a predicted model, not a curated record
AACCACCACUACCGCCACAAUGGACAUGUUAACAUCCGCCGAGCAGCGCACCCUCGAGCAGCGCAUGCAAAAGCGCCAAGUCAAGGAAUUCGUCGGCGCUUUCGGCGGCCUCGUCGAGCACUGCUUCACCUCCUGCAUCGACGACUUCACCUCAAAGUCCCUCUCCACCAAGGAAACCGGCUGCCUCAACCGCUGCGUCCUCAAGUGGAUGGCCACGCAGCAGCGCGUCAGCGAGCGCUUCCAGGAGCACAAUGCCCAGAUCACGCAGCAGAUGCAGAAAUAAGAAAGCAACUCCCUCUUACGAACAACAUCAUCGUCCAAUGUCAAUGAAAAAGGGAAUUCGAAACCAGCAAGCAAAAAGAAUAUAUACAAAGCGUAAGGAUGACGAAUGGGGGCUGGCGCCUUUGAUGUCGAUGAGUGG